Messenger RNA from Acanthaster planci (crown-of-thorns starfish), 5263 nucleotides. RefSeq names its product timeless circadian regulator (gene timeless). Gene Ontology annotation, molecular function: DNA binding. Gene Ontology annotation, biological process: replication fork arrest; DNA replication checkpoint signaling; DNA repair. NCBI's taxonomy places the organism in Eukaryota, Metazoa, Echinodermata, Asteroidea, Valvatida, Acanthasteridae. Gene Ontology annotation, cellular component: replication fork protection complex. The record is from RefSeq and is a predicted model, not a curated record.
CCGUGAUCUCGGUGAGCUGAGCUGAGGUAGCUGAGCAAUUGUUGGUGAGAUGUGUCUAAGUUUUGUAAUUAAAUUAAAACUUGCACAGCAAUUGCGCACACUCCAUUUUCAUUGAAAUAGGGUGCGAGGGAAUUAGUGUUUUCUUCUGUCAAACGCUUUCUUGGCUGGGCCUUAUCAGUGAGUGGCGCGUAACAGGUCAACAGUGAGCUGGCACAACCAGUCAGUAAGUAAUGGAGUCUGUGUUCUCUGCCAUGAAUGUGGAGCUGCUGUCGGCUUGCAGCGCUCUGGGAUGCCUAGAGGGGAGCACCUAUCAGAAGGAACCCGACUGCCUUGAGACAUUGAAAGAUCUGAUUCGUUUCCUUCGUCGAGAGGAUGAGACGUGCGACAUCCGUCGCCAGCUUGGCAAUGCACAGAUUCUCCAGAAUGACCUUUUGUAUAUCACCAAGCAGUACCACAAGGAUACCGAGCUGUUCGAAACUUGCAUAAGGCUUCUAGUUAACCUAACUCAAUCACCAGAGAUAUGUUUUCAAAAAGUCCCCGAGGACAAGAUGUUCCGGAAUUACUUCCUGGAGGUCCUCUCUCACCUGCAGUCCUACAAGGAGGCAUUUGCUGACGAGGAGCUGAUGGGACUCCUGGCCCGCAAGCUGAAGAAACUCUUGGACUUGGAGUGGGAGAGCCGUCGUGAGGAGCACACCUUACUCAUGGAACGGAUUCUGCUUCUCAUUAGAAACAUCCUCCAUGUUCCUGCAGAUCCUGGCUAUGAAAAGCGCACUGAUGACGAUGCCAGCGUCCAUGACCAGGUUCUGUGGGCGCUCAAUAUGAGCGGCAUGGAUAAACUGAUCCUCUACAUUGCCAGCUCGGAAGCUGAACAGCAGUGGUGUAUGCAUGCUGUGGAAAUCAUCUCUCUCAUGUUCCGAGAACAGACCCCAGAACAAGUUGCCAAGGCUGGGGAGGCACGAUUGGCCAGUGAGCGACAGAAAGAUGAGCAGGAACUGGAGAUGAUCCGACAGCGGGAGCUGGCUGAGAAGAGAGCAAAGAUCAUGGUCAGCAGUGCAAGGCACUCUCGUUUCGGUGGAACAUUCUGCGUGAAGAAUAUGAAAUCCAUCAGUGACCGAGACAUCAUAUACCAUGCCGCUGUUCAGAAGUCCAGCAACAUCACCUUUGACACCAAGAAGGAACCCAAGAAGAAACCCAAGAACCGGAUGCCAAUGAAGGACACGUCGCUCACACGAAGGUCAACCUUGAGUAUUCGCCUUUUCCUCAAAGAAUUUUGCGUUCUGUUCAUUGAGAACUGUUACAAUCCCCUCAUUCAUGCCGUCAAGGAUCACAUCAUGCACCAACAUGCCCAAGAACACGACGACUCCUUCUACCUGUGGGCCAUGCGCUUUUUUAUGGAGUUCAGCAGACUUUACAAAUUUCGAGUAGACAUUGUCAGUGAAACGUUAUCUGUUCAAUCGUUUUUCUACGUCCAAACCCAAAUUAUCAAAUAUUUGGACAUGAUGACAGCAGACAAGAAGGAAGCUCAUGCUUGGUCCAAAAGAAUGCACCUUGGUCUGAAAGCCUACGGCGAGCUGGUAGCUAGUGUGGAUGCCAUGACGCACUCCAGUGACCCCAAGAUCAGGGAGUCAGCCAAGGUCAUCCAGAGCAACAUCUUUUACGUGGUGGAGUAUCGGGAGGUGUUCCUGACCCUUCUGAAGAAGUACAACGAGGUCUAUUGCACGAGAUCCUUCUUAAAAGACUUGAUAGAGACCACCCACUCUUUCCUUAAGAUGUUGGAGCGAUACUGCAAAGGCAAGAACACCAUCAUGGUUCAGAAAAAGAAACGCAAGCAAAGUCGCCGCAGGCGGCGCCCAACAGCUCAGCGACAGCAGCAACAGAUAGAGCAGCCUGGCGAGGAUGAGGAGGAACUCAAUGCAUCAUGGGAUAACGUAACCUCUGACCUAUCAGCCAUGUUGCAAGGCCGGGAGGACAUUCCAGAGAAUGCUGUGCCAUUUGAUGCCGCUUCGGAGCUACCAGUUGAAGAACAAAGGUCGGAUGCCAUGGUCCGCAUUCAGCACAGCCUCCAUACGGGUCAGCCCGGGGAUGCCAUUGCUCUGCUUCGCGCCGCCAGGGAGGUGUGGCCAGAGAACGACAUCUUUGGGGCAGCAGACAUCGGCCCAGAGGACGAGUUCAUGGCACUACGGGAGAUCCACUUCACAAACCUGAACGUUGUUGCUCCAACACCGCCUGUAGAGGAAGCAGACGAGGAGAAUGAAGAGGAAUUUGAGGAUGAAGAAGAUGAACUCCUUGAAGCAGAGAGACAAGACAGGGCAGAGGAAGAGUUCAAUUUGAAGGUUUUCAUAAACAAAUUCAGCCAUCCAGAUGUAAUCUCCUGCUACGUCCAGCUCCUGAAAGAUUACCGCAACAACUCCGCCACCACCAACCACUGCAUCGUCAAGAUGCUGCACCGGGUUGCCUGGGACUGCGACAAGACGCCCCUGCUCUUCCAAAUCUCCCUCUUCAGGAUAUUCCAGAAGAUUGUGAAUGAUCCCAUCUCAUCAACAAGUAGCAUGAAGGAGACAGUGAAGUUCUCCAAAUUCGUUGUGGCCAAGUUCUUUGAGAUGGCAGCCUCCAAUCCCAAGAUCUUCAUGGAACUGUUGUUUUGGAAGGAUGCCAAAGACCUCUUUGAGAUCAGCGAGGGAUACGGAGCAGUCAUGGAGAAAAAGAGCAAGAAGUCUUCUGUCGAGUGGCGUGAGGAGGAGCAGCUUGAAUUGGUCCAGCUGUAUGAGGAGUACAAGGAGACGAUAGAAGGGGACAAAGAUGUCGUGGACCACAUCAUGGAACACAUCAUCGAUGACAGCAGGACAAGGAGACAGAUUAUCACUCAGCUGCAGAGGCAAGGAAUCAUUGAUAGUGCAGCCGACUUGAAGCGGAAAAAAGGAGCCAAACGAGUUACCAUUUGGCGAGAGGACCAUGAAUUUGAGCUUCGGAAUCUGUUUGAACAACACAAGGGCUCUGACGACAUUCUCGGCAACAUCAUGAAUGAUAUGACAGAAAAGCGCUCCAAGGCCAAAGUGAUCGACAAGCUCCUGGGCCUAGGGCUGGUCCAAGAUCGCAAGGAGCUGCAUAAGAAACGAGGCAAGGGAGGAGGCAGGACGGAAAGGAAGAGACGCAGCCGCCACGGCAACAGUGAUGAGGACAGCGAUGAUGGUGGCAGCAGCAAUGACAGAAAUUUUAUUGAUGAUAUGGAUGAAGAAGACGAGUUUGAAGGAUUCCUGGCCCAGCACUCCAAACCGGACACCCAAGAGACUUCAGCUUACCACAACGAGACGGAAAGUGAAUCCAGUUGCUCCAGUGACGAGGCUAGCAGUGAUGAUGACGUGGAUGAUGCAGGAGGAAGCGGGGAGAAGACACUCAGCAGUAUCGUCAGGAAGCUCCAGGAGAAAGGUUUGGCAGAGCAAAUUCUCUGGAUACAGGGAGGUCUGAGAAGCACUGCCGACGACAGGGAAAAAGAAAGGGAUGAGCAGGCAAUCCCCAUCGUGCCUCUUACUGAAGAGAAUGGAGAUGCCAUGGACAGCAAGCUGUUCCAGCAAAUGCUUAAGAUGGUCGGCAUUUCUCCUCCCAGUGGUCAUGAGGAAACCUUCUGGCGCAUCCCAGGUCACCUUGACCCAGAACAGCUCCGGCAGGGAGCAGACUCCAUCCAGCCCCAGGAGGGGGUUGCCGAAUCGGCUGCUGAGCGCAAGAAGAAGUCCAAUCCCAGGUAUAAGGCCCUGAAGGAGAUGGCGAGGCAGCGGAGACGAGAGAAGAAAGUGCCCGGGGAGCGACGAAGGAGGAGAGACUGUCGAGAGGAGCUCCCCGUCACCGAAGUGGUUAACAGGGUCAUCAUGGAUGACGAUAGGUUGCCAACGGCAACAGAGCAAGGCACAGAGAGCGUCAGCGAUGGCGGAGGAACGGCCAGCAAGAAAAUAUCGCCAGGGUCUGGUCAGAGGAAAAGUCGGGUCAAACGAGCACUGCAGAGCGAUUCAUCUGAUGAUGAAAGUGCCAUUGAGUCACCACCAAAGAGUGACCCAGUCACCAGCGAGACUGAGCUGCCUACUAUGAGUAAGCCUGCUGCCAAACGAAGCCGUCUGCUGCUGUCCAGUGACAAUGACAGUGACAGUGAAACUGGCGCAGCCAAGACCGGAGUUUCCCAGAUGCAUUCACAAGAGACACCAGAAGUCAGCCAGACUCAUGCCUAUUUCCCAACAACAGAUCUAGUGAUGGACUGUGACACACAGGAUUCAGAUGAUGACAUGCCGCUCCACCGGGUUGCUAGGCGACGCAUCGUCGAGUCAGACAGUGAUGAAGAUUAGCUUACAUUAGGUCGUUCUCUGCAUCUGUACAGUAACCAUAUUGCACAUACACAAAGUAUUUAGUAGUAGAUACAAGUUCAUAAAAAGUAAGGGAAAUUAACCACUAAUCAAGUCAUUAACAGCAUUCAGUUGGAGAAAUUGGCAAUUUUGUUUUAGCCAAAAACCUCAACUGGUAUAAAAUUAAUGUAUUUUACCUUCAAAAAAUUCAAAGGACAUUCAACAAGCCUCGACAAGGAUGCAGUGCUGGUCAAAUACAUUGAUUGUUUCAUAGCACUUUGAAAAAAGGAUUUCUUUUCAAGUUCUCGGAGGAAUACUCUGUAAUUUUGCUGAAGAGUAUUUUCUUCUGUUAAUAAUUAUACACGCUAGUACUAAUUUGAAAAGUUCUACCCAGCUGUGUUGGAAAAAUGCUGUUGUAAAAUUACCAUUUCAUGAAUGAACUGAGGGUCACUCUCAGGAAAAAAAAAACACAUUUCCAUAUCUUGUGCCAGUACUCGGCUCUGCUACUUAUUUCUUCACUAAGGACUUAUUCCUGGAGGAUUUGUGUCGGCCAGUUUUCUUUGAUAAGUCCCAUAGUGUGCGGUUAGAUAGGUACUGAGAACAAAAAAUAGCACGUGAUACUCUGUAUACCAAAACUAGGGGUAUGAUUUCUCUGGACUUUUUCAGGUUUCAGGAUUUUACAGGUUUAAGUAUUCAAGUUUGUGAGUACUUUGCACUUUUUUACAAUAAAGCCAAGUGUCGGAUUGGCAUAAACAUAGCCAUUAUAUUGCUUACAUUGUGACAAGCCGCUCCACUGGAUGCUUCGCUUUAUUUCACUUCUCCCAAGCUGUAUCCUAUUCUGAAUAUGAUAUCGUUUUGUGAGAACAAAUUAGUUUCUCUCUCUUGACAAAAGGGUAAAAAUGGAUGAUCACUUCAAUAAAUGUUUACAAAUAGAA